AUGUACAAACCCCUCCUCACUGCCCUGCUUUUCCUCCUUGUGCGGGUUAAUCCACUGCUCAGCGAGGUGACGCAGCCCGCGCAGUCCCCUUACAUUCCAUUAUCCUCAUCUUUUAGCUCUGCUGUGCUGUACCAUAUGGGCUGGAGCGUUUUAGCUGAGGUGGGCGCCAUGAACAUUGAGAAAGCCUUGGAAGAAGGGAAGUUGCUGGAGGUAGUCUCUGCAGCCAGGGAGACCCUGGAGACAUCAUCCAGAGCCCCAGUGAGCAUCGCUGAUGGGGGUUCUGGCAAUGGCAUGUCCUCCUUCAUCAACAGGCUGCAGGGCAUGGGGCACGAGGAGGCCUCGGCCCCCACUGUGGUGAGGACCACUCAGACUUGCACCUGCUACUUGUCCUCCCACAUUCCCAAUGUGGUGCUGUGGGACCUGCCUGGGACGGAGGCUGCCACCUACAGCCUGGAGAACUAUCCAGAGGAGAUGCAGUUCAGCCAGUAUGACCUCUUCAUUAUCAUUGUGUCUGAGCAGUUCAGCAUGAACCUCGUGAGGCUUGCCAAAACCAUCCAGGACCUGGGAAAGAGGUUCUACAUCGUCUGGACCAAACUGGACAGGGACCUCAGUACAAGUGCCUGCUCGGAGGGAUGGCUCCUGAAGAAUAUUCGAUAGAACAUCCGGGAACCUCUCCAGAAGGAGCGGGUGUGUGAACCCCCCAUAUUCCUGGUCUCCAGCCUUGACCCUUUUUUGCAUAUUCCUGAGCUGAGGGACACGUUGCACAGGGACCUCUCUGACAUCUGGUGCCAGGGUCCCCUAAAGAACCUGUCCCACACCUAUGAGAAGAUGAUUAAUGACAAAGCGACCUCCCUGCAGGAGAUAAGAGCCUCCCAGUUCCUCCAGGACACUCUUGUCAUCCAGGAUGCUGAUGAUCUGGAGGAGUGUCUGAAGGCCUGCCGCUCGCUUUUUGGUGCGGAUGAUGAAUCUCUCCAGCAGGUGGCGCAGAGUAUGGGGACCCCUGUGGAGGAGUAUAAGGCCAUCAUGAAGUCCCAGGAUCUGCACACUCUCCUCACAGACUGGGCAUUUCCUUGGAUGAAUUGUAACACGGCCUCUUACUUAUACACAAUUCUCAGCUACAUCCCACUCUUAGGCGACCCUAUUAUCCACUACCUCAGAGAAGUGAAACACAGACGCUUUCUUGAAAUAGUUGUUGAGGACGCCAACACCAUCCUGAAGAAAAUCCUGAAAGACUCCACCGUCUGA
Messenger RNA from Diceros bicornis minor, 1245 nucleotides. RefSeq names its product immunity related GTPase M (gene IRGM). Gene Ontology annotation, molecular function: GTPase activity; GTP binding. Gene Ontology annotation, biological process: cellular response to interferon-beta; defense response. NCBI's taxonomy places the organism in Eukaryota, Metazoa, Chordata, Mammalia, Perissodactyla, Rhinocerotidae. The record is from RefSeq and is a predicted model, not a curated record. Gene Ontology annotation, cellular component: endoplasmic reticulum membrane.